AUAAAGAAAUGUCAAACAAAAACUCAAAACGCGACCGACAUAAUUAUAACCUAAAAGGUGUUACAAAAAUAAAAACUAGUAAAUAGUUACAACAAAUUUGUUUAACUGCAUAACAGGAAACGAAGAGUAAGUGAAAUACAAGUAUAGCAAAAUGCCUGGACCGGAUUUACUAUCUAGCCAAGGUUUGCGAUUAGAUGGAAGACGACCAAACGAACUCCGUCGAAUAAGAUGUAAACUUGGCGUAUUUACACAACCGGACGGCAGUGCCUACUUAGAACAAGGCAAUACUAAAGUUUUAGCUGCUGUAUAUGGUCCACACCAGGCAAGCAAAUCAAAAACUUCAACAGAAGGUGUUGUUGUUAAUUGUCAAUACAGCAUGGCAACAUUUUCUACAGGUGAAAGGAAAAACCGUCCUAGAGGAGAUAGGAAAUCACAAGAGAUGUCUCUACAUUUGCGACAGUCAUUCACAGCAGCAAUCAAAACAGAACUCUAUCCCCGUUCACAAAUUGAUAUUUAUAUAGAGGUUUUACAGGCAGAUGGAGGAGGGUACUGUGCAUCAGUAAACGCAGGCACAUUAGCACUGAUCGACGCGGGAAUACCGCUGAAAGCGUAUGUAUGCGCGUGCACGGCUUCCAUGGCAUGGUAUGCUGGUAAACCCGAGCCGUUAGUUGACGUCGGACAUGUAGAGGAAGCUGCUGGUGGGGUCUGUCUCACUGUAUCCAGUCUACCUUCCACAGGCAAUGUAGCAUUAUUGGAACUAUCACACAAGCUGCACAUGGACUACUAUGAUAUGGUUAUGAGUAGAGCUAUGCAGGGCUGCAGAGAUAUUGAGGUUAUUUUGGACCGCGCUGUCAGAGAUCACUUAGCGGAAGGAUGGACAAAACAAGAUACAAUAACAAUAUAAAUUAUUAAGUAUA
Molecule: messenger RNA, 917 nt
Organism: Papilio polytes (common Mormon)
Lineage: Eukaryota; Metazoa; Arthropoda; Insecta; Lepidoptera; Papilionidae
Gene: Ski6
Product: exosome complex component RRP41
Exons: 6
Coding region: 152-904 (250 amino acids)
Biological process (GO): poly(A)-dependent snoRNA 3'-end processing; nuclear mRNA surveillance; U4 snRNA 3'-end processing
Cellular component (GO): nucleolus; cytoplasmic exosome (RNase complex); nuclear exosome (RNase complex)
Source: RefSeq, a predicted model, not a curated record